Labeo rohita (rohu) is the source of this 1192-nucleotide messenger RNA. It is a transcript of the gene c24h8orf33, whose product is annotated as chromosome 24 C8orf33 homolog. The transcript has 5 exons. Lineage: Eukaryota; Metazoa; Chordata; Actinopteri; Cypriniformes; Cyprinidae. Bases 311 to 1003 code for a protein of 230 amino acids. The record is from RefSeq and is a predicted model, not a curated record.
AUUGCUGUUGAGAUUCAUUAUUUUUAGUGCAGUCUUUGUGUCACCGUUGCCUAAAGAGGGCAAAUUUUAAUAUGCUGCAGUAGGAACCUUAGAAUGGUUAAUGUGUUGUCGGCGGAACUGAUUGUGUGCUGCACACAUAUGGGAUAUUCACACAUGCAUAGCUAAAAUCUGUAAAUAUAUUUGAAAAUCCAACACUUCGAGCAGUUGUUAACUGAUUCUAUCACAUUUAUGUUUUUACGUAAGCGCUGCAAAUUUGAUAUGUGAUCGCUGUGCUAGUGUAUUUUUGAUAUCAAGAGAUUUAACUUUAGAAAUGGCAGAGGAAUCAACUGGAACAGAAACACCCAGAAUGCUGGAAAAUGAGAAAAAUAUGGAUGGCCAGAGUGGUGAGGACCCGAAAAAAGCAGCUGCAAAUGCUGACACUCCUGCCAAUGCUAAAAAACACAAGAAGAAGAAAAAGAAAACAAGUGACGGAAAAGAUACUCAACAAAAAGGGAUAAAAAGCAAUGAGGAAAUGCCUAAACAAGAGACCACAGAACUAACUCCUGAUGAGCAGCUGAGUCGAGAGUUGGACUGGUGCAUCGAACAGCUCGAGCUCGGCUUGAGAACUCAAAAAACCUCCAGCAAACAACGGGAAGAAGCAAGUCGUGCCCUGAAGACGUUACGCAGCUCCAAAGCUCCCUUGGUGAAGAAGAGGCAGGUAAUGCGAGCAAUCUCUGGAGACUACAGGAAGAAGAUGGAAGAGGAAAAAGCCAGACAGUUCAAACUCAUACAGUCAGCAAUGACCUCCGCCCGGGUCACCAGUGUCUCUGAGUGCAAACCAGUCUUUCACAGGCGAGCUGAGAAAAACACACAAUCCACAAACAAAACGGACAAACCUCAAGAGACGCACACUCUGCAAGGGCCUCAGGAGACAAAUGAAGACAAAACAAAGACUGAUGAAGACACAAAACCUUUUGUUUUCACUAAAACACAGGAAGAAUUUCGAUUUAACUUUAACGUAUAACUGGACACGGUAACAUUAACUAGCAGAAUUUGUGCCUUAAGAAGAUGCAUUGUCAAAUAUUACAUACUUCCAUUGCAUAAUUUUGCCAUAUAUUCUCUAUGCAUUCAAUUAAGCAUAUAAUAUUGCUAAAUUUCACUUUUUUUUUUUGUAAUGUACAAAGUGUUUUAUAUUUCACUCAUAGAAACACAA